GGAAGUAGGAAGUGGGAAUCGACGGCCGCUCCCGCUGCCUGGGAGAGAGGCGGUGACUGCAGCGUGCGAGUUUGGGUGCUGCGGCUGAACAGGCGCCGGGAGCUCCGCCGAGAGUCCUGGAGCGGGAGGCUCCACGGAUAUUCUUCCCUCCCGCGCAAAGCAGCUCCAUCCGUUGGCCGGACUCUCCCGGCAUCUUUGCCGCAGCAUGGCCGAGUCCACUUCUACCGCGGGAGCCACCACGACCGUCACCGAGACGGAGGUGAUUGAGCCGGAAAAUCGUAGUCUCACUAUCAAAUUAAGAAAACGAAAACCAUCCAAGAAGGUGGAAUGGUCAAGUGACACGGUGGACAAUGAGCACUUGGGACGGAGAUCUUCCAAAUGCUGCUGCAUCUACGAGAAGCCCCGGGCUUUUGAUGAGAGCUCAACAGAGAGCGAGGAUGAGAACGAUGACGGCUGUGGCAAUGCCCAUUGCAUCCGAGGCCACAAAAGAAGCCAGAGGGGGAAGGCACAGUCUAAAGCAGGAGAUGCUGGACCAAAGGAGAACAACUCCAAGAAGGCGGAGCUACCUGAUCAAAACCACGCUGGGGCCAUGCAACACUGAACCAUACUUGGCCAUGGGGCAGAGAAGGAGCUCCUCAACUCUCCCCCAAAGGAGGACUGACACUGCCCCAACUGAGGCGAGGGAUGAAAAGAAGGGAAGGCCUAUACCUCCAGUUCUCAGCUGUCUUGUGCUGCCUUGACUGUGGGUAAGGGGGAGGGAGGGCACGCACACCCAGCUCCACGCCUGUCUUGUGUCAGUGCUGCUACUGUUGUCUCUAUCCAUCUGUGGCUGGUGAGUCUGUCUGAUGCCACCCAUCCUCACCCUACCCAACGAGGAAUGUAUUGACAGGACCUUCUUGGGUACUGUGGCUGAUUCUCCCCCCACCCCCCUGCAACUUAAUUAAAUAUUUGUUAUCAGUGAUGAAUAUGAUGGGGAGUAGGUCUGCUUUGAGAAGAGCAGUGAUGGAACUUCAACCAAGAUCUUUUCUCCUUCCCCUUGUCUUCCUCAGUAUUUCUGGUUUCUUCCUUUAUUGCAGGUUCCUUUCCCAUUGGUCCUUUUUUUUUAGCUCUGUGUAAGAAACCUACAAUCCACUGCUUGCAUUCUUCUUGUGUGCUGAGCCUGCAUCACUUUCACUGUCAGCUCCACUGCCUCCCACCUGCAGACUCACUCAUGCAAAAUUGCUCAACAUAAUGCUGCCUUAAAGAUGCAGUCAUCAGGUCUCUCCACUCUCUUAGGCUCCUAGUUCCUGGGAAAGGGUAGAUGUUGAUGCCACCUCAUCAAUGAUAACACGACAAUCUCCAUUUGUCUUCAGGUAUCUUCUUGAAAGGACAUUCCCCCCCGCCCCCGUGCUUUUUUUUUUUCUUAUAUAGACGUCUGUAAGAAUUCUUAGUAGUGGUAACGAAAGGAAUGGAGAGGGUACAAAGGACAGGGGAAGUGGUUGGAAACAUUGGGAGUCUUACUGAUUUGGGGUUGAGAGAAAUUUGAAAGAUGUAAAAGAUAUGAAUGUUGUAUUCAAAGGCACAGGCUGAUGUAUGGACUAAAAAAAAAAAAGUUGGGCCCAGUCUGAAAACCUACAAUUGAUGAAAUCCCCAUGGUCACCUUGCACAAUCCCUGUUAUAUUCCAUUGCUUGGACAGAAAUUCAUAUUAAAUACGACCUUUCUUGAAACCA
This is a messenger RNA of Thamnophis elegans (Western terrestrial garter snake), 1710 nucleotides long. It is a transcript of the gene PPP1R11, whose product is annotated as protein phosphatase 1 regulatory inhibitor subunit 11. Gene Ontology annotation, cellular component: nucleus. Lineage: Eukaryota; Metazoa; Chordata; Lepidosauria; Squamata; Natricidae. Gene Ontology annotation, molecular function: protein phosphatase 1 binding; protein serine/threonine phosphatase inhibitor activity. Bases 206 to 601 code for a protein of 131 amino acids. The record is from RefSeq and is a predicted model, not a curated record. The transcript is spliced from 3 exons.